This is a messenger RNA of Rhodamnia argentea, 446 nucleotides long. RefSeq names its product gibberellin-regulated protein 12-like. The transcript has 3 exons. The coding region runs from base 111 to 401 and encodes 96 amino acids. Lineage: Eukaryota; Viridiplantae; Streptophyta; Magnoliopsida; Myrtales; Myrtaceae. The record is from RefSeq and is a predicted model, not a curated record.
UAUAAGGAGGAGCCCGUCGUCCGGUGGUGGCCAACAUCCGUAAUUUCAAGCCUCUCCAUACUUCUAGUAAGAUUAAGAUAGCCGUCGGCGAGGGUGGUCUGGUCGUCGCUAUGGCUCGUUUCUCGUUGCUCCGGUCUUGUCUGCUCUUCUUUCUCGUCGCUUCGAUGUGCUUCGUUGAAGUUUCGCUGGCUGGUGGAGAAGGAUCGCUUCGUCCGGAGCAAUGCGCCGCCGCGUGCGACUACCGGUGCUCGGAGACGUCUCACAAGAAGCCGUGCCUGUUCUUCUGCAACAAGUGUUGCGCCAAGUGCCUGUGCGUCCCCUCCGGCAAGUACGGACACAAGGAGGAGUGCCCGUGCUACAACAAUUGGAAGACGAAGGAGGGAAAACCCAAGUGCCCUUGAAGAAUUUUUAUCCAUUCCGAGUUGUUCAAUAACGUAGAAAUGCAA